AUGAGCUCCGCUAUUUUUACAUGUAAUUGUUGUGUUAUCCAGUUCAAAACCAGUGAUUUGCAGAGGUAUCACAUGAAGACUGAAUGGCACAGAUACAAUUUGAAGAGAAGAAUUGCCAACCUUCAACCUAUUGGCGCGGAACAGUUUGCUGAAAAAUUGCAAAUUUCUGAAAAGGAACAAGCUGAAAACCAAGUCGAUGAGUUCGGCUUUCCCGUUUUGAAACCUAUCGUUAAUCAAAGUAGCCAACAUAGUGCAUUAUCUGCGAAACAGAAAAAGCCAAUCAAGUCGAAAAGAGGAAGGAAUGUUGGUGCAAACUUGCUGAAGAAAAAUGACAAGGAUGACGUUGCUAAAGAGAAAAAAGCUAGGUCCGUUUCUCCUUCUGGAUCAAUAUCUUCGCAGUUGUCUAACCUGACCGUAAGAACUGAAAAUACAAACACAGAUUACGGUGAAGAUACUGUUUCUGAAUAUGGUUUCACAAGCGACUCUAAUUAUGAUGCUACUAGUGAUGAGGAUUUAGACACCGCCGACAGACCCAUAGAUAACAAAGAAGCUGAAAAGAUAUCUAUCACCGAAUGUAUAUAUUGCGGGAAAAAUAGCAAAGAAGUUGAAAGGAAUGUUAAACACAUGUUUAACGAACACGGUCUUUUCAUACCUGAAAGAUCCUAUUUGAUUGAUUUAAAUGGUUUAUUAGAAUUCUUAAUAAAAAUGAUUGUUAUAGAACAUAACUGUUUAUGUUGUAACUUUCACGGCUCUGGUUUAGAAAGUAUAAGAGCGCACAUGAGUUCUAAGCGCCAUUGUAGGCUACCGUACGAAACAAAGGAGGAGCGUCAAUUGUUCGCCCCAUUUUACGAUUUCACGUAUGAUGAUCGUUCUAUCGAUGAGGAGACUCAGUGCGGUACAGCAGGCAUACCAGAGCCUUCUACGGAUCAUGAGGCAAAGGACUAUGAGGAAGAUGCCGAAGUGGAUACUACGUUGAUUCUGAGCGAUAACGAUAUUAAUGCAAAUUAUACUACUGUUUCCAUUGACGAAUCAGGUUUGGAACUUACUUUACCAACGGGCGCAAGACUAGGUCACCGUGCAGGACAGAGAUACUACAGACAAAAUUUACCCUCCCAAUCAAAUCCCGAUGAGAGCAGAAGAACUGUUACCGCCGCCGACAGGAGGAUGAUUAGUGGUGUCACUGAAAAGCAAUACAAGAAGGGCAUGAAGAAAAUGCAACAAUUGGAGAAAACUGCCAUAAAUACGCAGAUCCGCCGUGAUAUCAAAAGGGUCAACUUCCAAACACACUACAGGGACGAACUGUUGCAAUAA
This is a messenger RNA of Saccharomyces eubayanus, 1311 nucleotides long. It is a transcript of the gene REH1, whose product is annotated as Reh1p. Bases 1 to 1311 code for a protein of 436 amino acids. NCBI's taxonomy places the organism in Eukaryota, Fungi, Ascomycota, Saccharomycetes, Saccharomycetales, Saccharomycetaceae. Gene Ontology annotation, cellular component: preribosome, large subunit precursor. Gene Ontology annotation, biological process: ribosomal large subunit biogenesis. The transcript has a single exon. The record is from RefSeq and is a predicted model, not a curated record.